GCGCUCGCCCAGUGCCGACAGGUGUUCCAAAUCAGGAAUUAAGAUUGUGCACCCACCCAAUCAGCGUUUCGGUGACUGAACGACGUUGAAUCAACUUGGAAGAUGAAUUUCUUCAUCAUAUUGUUUGUAUCUCUGUCCUGCGGCCUGAUUAUGGCCCAGGAUGGUGUUAAUGCUCCUGAAAGGGCAAAAAUCAAGAGAUUUCUGCAUUGCUUUCCUCACAUAUGCGGGAUCGUGCAUGAGUUUGGUGCGCUGAGACAAAAAGUGGGAGUUUUGGAAACCAGGCUGAAGAACAGUGAAACCAGGCUGGCACACAGUGAAACCAAGCUGAAGUACAUUGAAACCAGGCUGGCACACAGUGAAACCAAGCUGAAGCACAUUGAAACCAGGCUGAAGAACAGUGAAACCAGGCUGAAGAACAGUGAAAACCAGAUCCUUGAACUGCAGAACAAAGAAAGAACCAAGGUCGUAUUCAGCGCAGCAACAGGUGGAAAUGGAGCCCUUGGACCCUUCAACACAGACACAACUGUAGUCUACAGAGCAGUAAAAACCAACAUCGGCAAAGCUUACAAUCAAGCCACAGGUAUCUUCACUGCACCUGUCAAAGGCAUUUACUACUUCACUUUCUUCUAUCAUGCUGGAGGAGCUCAACCUGCGUGUCUACGCCUCAUGAGGAACGAACAGAUAGUUGCAGCGACCUCCGACCACAGAACAACCUAUGAUGGGGCAGAUAAUGGAGGCAAUGCCGUGUUCUUGCAGCUGCAGCAAAAGGAACGUGUGUAUGUGCGCUUGUGCGCACAUACACAUGUUUGGGAAAAUGAUGAAAUCACCACCUUCAGUGGUUUUCUGGUCGGUCAGGUUUGAAAACCAGUGAAUAAAGAUAUGAUUCGUUCAUUACAGUUGCACUUUUAACUCAUCUGAAAUGAUCUACGUAUAUUAAAUUCUAUAAUGAGUUGAUUUUAAUUUCUUCAAAUUAUUACAACCUGUCUAAAAGCUACUGCCGCUUACAAUUUGGAUGUGUACAAUGCAAUAGAUUUGGGAUUUUCAGACUGGAAAGCUACAUCAGAAUCAGUAAUAACACCUCAUCUCUGAGCUAAUUGUUUAUCUAAUUUUGUCUUAAAAAAACAAAUCAAUUCAUUAAUUACAACUCUGUAUCUCAUCAAAGAAGCAUUUUUUUGUUCAUCUGACUUUCUUUGUGUGUGUUUUUAAUUAAAUCUCAAAAAUGAGAAUCCAAAAGCGGUGUGCAGACCAUGUGGGUUGCUAUCUUUUGAUUAAACCAAUAAAAUUUCUUCAUUCAUGCAA
Molecule: messenger RNA, 1299 nt
Organism: Chelmon rostratus (copperband butterflyfish)
Lineage: Eukaryota; Metazoa; Chordata; Actinopteri; Chaetodontiformes; Chaetodontidae
Product: cerebellin-4-like
Exons: 3
Coding region: 103-861 (252 amino acids)
Molecular function (GO): protein binding
Source: RefSeq, a predicted model, not a curated record